Messenger RNA from Salarias fasciatus (jewelled blenny), 3300 nucleotides. RefSeq names its product TBC1 domain family, member 20 (gene tbc1d20). Gene Ontology annotation, cellular component: endoplasmic reticulum membrane. Gene Ontology annotation, molecular function: GTPase activator activity. The coding region runs from base 304 to 1524 and encodes 406 amino acids. The record is from RefSeq and is a predicted model, not a curated record. The transcript is spliced from 8 exons. NCBI's taxonomy places the organism in Eukaryota, Metazoa, Chordata, Actinopteri, Blenniiformes, Blenniidae. Gene Ontology annotation, biological process: endoplasmic reticulum to Golgi vesicle-mediated transport; positive regulation of GTPase activity.
GGCUAAGCUAACACAGCUAAUGGAGCUGUAUCCUUGGUCGUGUAUUCUCAUGUAAACAUGUAGCCGCUGUUUGGCCGCUUUGCUAUUGGAGGGUGUUGGAUAGGUGUUUUGCUGUUUGUCAGUGCUCCGAAUAACGAUGGCCUUGUUGCGGACAGUUGCGGUUUGUGAACUGGGGCAUUGCAGUCUGGUAACUAGCUGGCCGUCUGUGUUUGUAUGAGCCGGCCUCUGCUAAUUAGACAGCCAGCUAGCUUCAGCUCGGCAGCUUAGCCAAACAAAGAAGGAUGGACAGAAAUCAUAUCUAACAUGGACACACCGACAACUGCAGAGGAAAUGAAGAAACCCAGGAGUGUUGGCGCUUCGUCGCCAGUCAAUGGAAAGCAAGACUGGGACAGCAAGAAAAGGAGGAAAAUUGCAGACAUCACACAGGCCCUCAGUGUGAGCCCGGUGGACGUAGCAGCUCUGAGAAGGAUGGCUAUCAGUGAGGGGGGGUUGCUGACUGAUGAAAUACGCUGUCAGGUUUGGCCCAAGCUCCUCAACGUCCCCCAGAAUGUAUUGGAUCAAGAUCCAGAAAUAGUGGAGCGAGAAAAUAACAAGGACUACAACCAGGUGUUACUGGAUGUUCAGCGUUCAUUGCGGCGGUUCCCACCUGGCAUGCCAGACGAGCAGAGAGAGGGUCUUCAGGAAGAGCUGAUUGACAUUAUCCUGAGAGUCCUGGUCCGUAACCCUCAGCUGCACUACUACCAAGGAUACCAUGACAUAGUGGUCACCUUUUUAUUAGUCCUGGGAGAGCGCCUUGCCACUGCUCUGGUGGAGAAACUCUCCACUCAUCACCUCAGGGACUUCAUGGAUCCCACCAUGGACAACACAAAACACAUUCUUAACUAUCUGAUGCCCAUCAUUGAAAAGGUCAACCCCGAAGUGCACGACUUCAUGCAGCAGGCUGAGGUGGGGACAGUCUUCGCUCUCAGCUGGCUCAUCACCUGGUUCGGCCACGUCCUGUCAGACUUCCGUCACGUUGUGCGGUUGUAUGACUUCUUCUUGGCGUGCCACCCACUGAUGCCUAUCUACUUUGCUGCUGUGAUUGUGCUGUACAGAGAGGAGGAGGUGUUGGAGUGUGAAUGCGACAUGGCCAUGGUUCACCACCUGCUGUCGCAGAUUCCACAGGACCUGCCGUACGAGAUGCUCAUCAGCCGGGCGGGAGACCUCUUUGUCCAGUUCCCUCCCUCUGAACUGGCCAGAGAGGCCGCGUCUCACGAAAGCACGGCAGCCUCGACCUUUAAGGACUUCGACCUUGCAUCGACUCAACAGCGACCGGACUCGGUUCUGCGCCGCAGACGCAGGCAGAAGCAGGCCGCCAUGGAGAGCUCGGCAGCGAACUCGGUCGUCGCCGUGGCGCGGCCUUCAGCGGCACGGCGGUUCGUCCGCUUGGCGGUCAUGGGUCUGACUGUGGCUUUGGGCGCGGCGGCGCUCGCGGUGGUCAACACCGCGCUGGAGUGGGCGCCCAAACUCGACCUCUUUCCAUGAACUGCUCGACUUCGACUCUUACACUCCCGCUUCAGCUGUCCAUGACCGAAUCCCGCCGACGGGUCUGUUUACAGGAUCCCUUUAAUUAAAGCGUACACCACAGGGUCUGGAACACUGUCAGCAACGCGCACUCUAAACUCAACCUGUUAACGCGUCUCUCUUCAAAACAUCCUGCUCUCCUCUAAGACCCCUCCAGUGGGCCUUUUUAUGAUUCCUUAAGAGUGUGAGCUGCUGAAGUUCUUGUUAUAAUUAGACUAUUUCUAAAGACUUUGUCCAGUUGUGUCAUCAUUAAAGUUUAUUUAUAUCCUGGACUAGGAGAAUCCGAUGUGCAGUUAUGCUGAACGCUUGGUGGACACACUUCCUUUGAAACUGCUGCCAACUUAGAGAGAGUGUGUGUGUGUGAGAGUUUAUUUGUUUGCUAUUUGAUACCUGGACAGAGACCAAAAUGAGGAUUCGUAGAGUCCUCUCUGUAAUUUUUUUGUUGUUAUUUUAAGGGAUGUAAGUGACUGUAUAGCAGCGUGACACACAGGCACUUUUAGGGUCAUGACGUUAUUUCAUUGUUUUUAGGUUGUUCUGUAUUUUAAUGUUUGAAGUUGUCUUCACGCAGGAAAAAAAAAAGGAUGUUCCUUUUUAGGAGGGAGUACAAAACCAUAAAAACACGAUUUAUUUUGGACUCAUGGCUUGAGUCAGCUAAGCUUCUGUACCUAUACAGAUAAAUUGUAGUUGGUGUUGAAAAAUUAAAUGUAUUGUAGCUUACAUGAAGCAGAAUUUCCUUAUAUGUAAAUUUAAAAAAAGAGGCUGAGACAGUCAAGCUUUCACUGUUCAGAAAGACAAACUGGUUUCAAAAUGUUUUCUAGACAAAUAGUUCAGCUUAACCUUGAAAAAUGUGUGAAGUGAUUUCCACAUCACUUUCAGUGGAGCAGAUGGAGUCUCUGAAUAUAGCCAACCACACACUUCAUUUCAAGGGAACGUUAAAUACUAUUGGGAUAAUUAAAAGUGGAAUAGAUAAUCUUUGAAUUGACAGUGAGGGACUGUUUGCACUGGAAAUAUCACCAUAAAACGAUCAGCAUUUCUUUGAUCGGUGCUUCGUUUAAUCCCACUGCAAAGGUGCUUCUGUCAGACCCGAACCUUCACGUUAAUGCUGUGUAAGAUCUUUAACAUAACUUCAGCUUGAUUUCAACUCCACCGUCACUUUGCUGUACAUCUAUAUUCGAGUGGUCCAGCCCAUUUGAUGUAUUUAGGUAAUUUUAUUCAGUCUUAUGGAUGGAUCCUUUGAAAACAUAAUCCUGCACUCGACUGUAAUGUUUAUAUUUAUUUUGCUUAACAUAAAUCUUCAUUAUUGAGCGCAAACACAUAGUCACCUCCUGAAGAUAAAACUUCUUAAGUCAGUUGAAGUCAUCGAUUUGAUGUUGGAAAAUGCUGUUUUUGCUUCUUUUUUUUUUUUCUAAAUGAAUAUUUUUGUAUCCUCAGAAGUGAGUAUACUGCGUCACCGUUUGUGGGCCUGCUGAUCUCAGACUGAGAACUUAAGACAUGAAGGAGGGUCAGUGGGGUCUGACUGAAGGUGAGCUGGCACAUAUUCAAGGACGCUCUUCAGAGCAUAGAUGUUGAACAGUAUUCUAAUGUACCGCGCAUCUGCACUCACCGUUACUCAUUCAUUUUAAUUGCACUAAAUUCUUUCUUUGCCUUUUAAGUUUAUUUUUGUUAUAACAAAAACCGUCAUACUGAUGUAAAGUUGUAAAAGAGAAUGCUAAUAAACUAGAGUGAAUAUGUUUAAGA